CAGACGCGAGAGAUCCGCCAGUCUUUGCUCAGUCGCUGUAGUAACGUCUGGGAAGCGGACUCUGAGCUGCAGGUCACCGCCGCACUUCAAGCAAACGGAUAAUAAACGGAUAAUAAAAACAAAAACCAACAAAGCUCUCUCGUGUGGAUGUGCAUAGAUAGAUAUUUUUUUGCGAGCUUGAAGUCGUUUGGAAGUAAAACAGUGACCACAGCGGGAUAUUGAACUCCUCGGGACGCAGGGCAGGAGCCUAAAAAUAAGUUUUCAUCCUUUUCUGUUUUCUUCAUCGACGGAAUUGUUAUUCCUUUUUGCCGAAUUUGUUGGACUGAAUGCGUGUAAUUUUCAGUCCCGGUGUUUAUUCUGACCUGGAGUGGGGCUGUUGACGGCGAGGCGGACACCAGAGAAGCGGCAGCUCGGUAGCCACCUGACCUCCUGGAAAAUAAGACGGCAGCUGAUGACACGCAGGCUGAGAGCUUUACGUGGCAUAUUAGUAAGCUCACUGACGGAGUGGGACGAGUUUUCCACGCGGCUGUUACAUUCCCAGCCUUGACGCACCGUUUGCGCGUGAAGUUUGCGGAAUACUGUUAGCGAUAUCUAAUCAAUAUUAACGAAAUAAUUUGGGUGAACGCUGACACUGAGUUGGGUAUAAUUCUCUGAACUUCUUCUUUCGUGUCUGCGAGAAUAACAGCCUGAAGUGGUUCAUCUGUCUGUACCGGAGACCAUGGGUAUUACCGCGCUGCAAGUGCUCCAGUGGUCGUGAUGCCAAGCGCCGGUCUGAUCCCGCGCGUCCAUCCCGUUAUGUGCGCUCUCUAACCCCGCAGAAGUGUGGUGCCGUGUCCCGGUCACACCGCCAGGAUGAGCAGCACCGACCUGGAGCGCAUGUCGCUCAGCUCUUCGGCAAACUCUGUGGCGUCCAGCGCACGGACGCUGUCGGCUAACGUGAGGAAGCUGCACAACGCGCUCAACCUCCUGCUCAACGAUUUCGAGAGGGAGCAGUUCAUCCACUGCCUGAAUGUCUACCACUCCAAACGCAACGUGUACGACCUGGUGCAGACCCUCAAUGUCAUCCUCAACGCGCCCAGCAAACGGCAACUUCUGCCCAUGUUGCGGCUGGUGAUCCCUCGCUCCGAUCAGCUCCUUUUCGAGCAGUACACCUCGGAGGGCCUUUACUUAAAGUCGGAUUUAGUUGCAAGCAACGGACAUGCCGAGCCGCCCCCGGGCGAAUUCCUCAGCGCAAGCCCGACGCCCCCGGGGCAUUUCUCUCCGAACAACCCCCCCGAAUUUCAAGUGGCGCUGCGGGGCUCUCCGGACAGCUUCAGCACCAGCAGCGACGGGACAGCUCCCCUGGUACCUCUUCUCGGGAGGAACUUUAUCCACGAGCCGCCCGGUGAGCUGCGCCAGGUCACCAUGAAGCGGCACAAGAGCAACGAGGGCCUGGGCUUCAGCAUUCGCGGCGGCUCGGAGCACGGAGUCGGGAUCUACGUGUCCCUGGUGGAGCCCGGGAGCUUGGCGGAGAAAGAGGGUCUCCGGGUCGGUGACCAGAUCAUGAAAGUCAACGACAAAGUCUUCGAUAAAGUCACCCAUGCUGAAGCAGUGAAGGUGCUCAAGGGAAGUAAAAAGCUUUGCCUCUCAGUGCGUUCAGUUGGUCGCAUUCCAGGCGGCUAUGUCACCAACCACGUUUAUACCUGGGUUGACCCUCAGGGUCGAAGCGUGUCCCCUCCUCCUGACCUGCCUGAGCAUCGCAGCGCCACUCUGAGAAGAACUGACAGUCAGCGCCGAAGCAACAUGCAGCUACUGCAGGAAGGGGAUGAGAAGAAGGUCAACCUGGUUUUAGAUGAUGGCCGGUCUCUGGGUCUGAUGAUCCGAGGGGGAGCAGAAUACGCUUUGGGUAUUUACAUCACUGGAGUGGACCAAGGGUCAGCAGCAGAGUGUGGAGGACUGAAGGUUGGUGACCAGAUCUUGGAGGUGAAUGGCCGCAGUUUCCUGAGCAUCCCGCACGAUGAGGCCGUCAGAGUCCUGAAGUCAUCACGCCAUCUGAUGAUGACAGUGAAAGACGUAGGCCGCCUGCCACACACCAGGACGGUGGUGGGUGAGACCAAGUGGAUCGCCAGCUCACAGAUUGCAGAGAGCUCUGCCAAUAGCAGCGUGGCAAGCUUUUCUGUGGACCAAGGAGCUUCUGCAUCAGGAAAGUCUGGGUUUUAUAAGGGUGUGGCAGGCUCACAGGUAACCCUGUCCAGUCUGGUGAAUCAAUCCCGUGCCAUGCUGGAGGAGCAGGCACGCCACCUGCUGACAGAGGCGGAGCGACAGACCAUGGUCUACUAUGUGGAGGAGUACCGGGACGGACACAUAGGAGUGGAGCAGCUGGUCAUGGCGCUGUUUGAGCUGCUGAACACGCACGCAAAGUUCUCCUUGCUGUCCGAAGUACGAGGCCUGGUUGCGCCACAGGACCUGGAGCGUUUUGAUGGGCUGGUCCUUCGACGGGAAAUUCAGGCCCUUAAAGCUCGACAGGGGGCAGCUGGCGCCUCAGCCCUGCAGCCAGACUCCCUGUCCAUGGUGUCAUAUCCAGACACUCUGACAUCAUCUUCAGCCAGCUUCAUGACCAACACCACCCUCAGCUCUGCACGGGAGAGGCUGCUGUGGCUGAUAGAUAUUAUGGAGAAUGACAGCGUUGUGGAGAGUAAUGAGGAGGAUCCCCCAGAGAGCCUGAACACGCUGCUGACCGACAUCUCUCUGGAUGAUGUUCAGUCCGCCACAGCCGAGUCCCCUCCCUCCUUCAAGCCUCCGCCCCCACCAGGGGUGCAGAGGGGCCCAAGUAGAAGAGAUCCGCUCAACAAGUGCCCCUCUUCCGAAUCCUCCCACUCAGGCUUGUACUUUACAGCCACAGCCUCUAAGAACCACAGCAACGAGCCAGGACACGCUCCUGCCUCACCCUCUUUACACCACAAACGAGAACGCCAGAGGGACCCGUCUCAAGAAUACGCAGCUAUCAGAAAGAGAGAGCCCUCUGCAUUGGCCAAGAAACAGAAAAUAACAUCCGCUCAGUUGUCCACAGUUGCUCAGCACAACAUUGGCCCUUUCCCCAGGGUGCAGUCGCCCAGCAGAGGCACUAAACCCGCUGCCCCGUCCCCUUCACCUCCGCCUCCUCCUCCACUCCCUGCCCCUCCUCCGCCCCCUUCUCUGUCCCUUAAGCCAGCAUCCAAGACCAAAUCCUCCCCCACCUCCUCUCCUGGGUCUAAACAGCAGUUUGUUACAGUGGAGGUUCACAGGCCCAACGCAGAACCCGAUGUCAAUGAGGUGCGGCCACUUCCCCAAGCUCGAGGUGGCACCCUGUCUCAGCUGUCAGACAGUGGCCAAACCCUCAGUGAGGACAGCGGGGUGGACAUAGCUGAGUCAGGACACGUCAGGAAAGAAAGUAGCUCCCAUUCCUCACGCACACACCUCCCCGAGACACCCAGGAGGGAGGCGGGGGGGACAACCCCUCCAAACCGAUCGUUUCCUUUGUCUCACUCAUUUGUUUAUUUCUUACCCAUGUCAUUCAUCGAGUCACAUGCUCCAUCAUUUGUUUAAUCACUGACUGCGCUGUAGCCUAAUGAAAUUCACAAAUCCCUCUCUGGUUCUUAGUGAUUGAUGGAAGGAAUAACAAGCAAGGAUGGGAGUAGUCUGAUUGUUUAUGGCGAGAGAGCUGAUAAAUUCAGCAUCCAAAGAGAUUGUGUAGCAUAAAAAAGCUGCUUUUUUACUACCAAGAAGCGAAAAAUGUUUCCUUCUGCUUGUUCCUGAGUGUCAGGCAAGCGGUUGCAGAAAAGAGUGGAGUUAUGUGCUCAUAAAAUCUUGCCCUUAAUAAACUUAAGGAAGGCAUUUUUAAGUCUUCUCAUCUUUAUGUCAAACAAAAGACAGCAGAAAGCAGAACUGUGGGGCAGUUACCUGAGUAAGUAUAUAAGUAUGGCUUGAAUUCAUUCAAGAAAACAGAGUAAACCACUGAUCACGUAACUAGAUAUUUCUCUCUUGCCAGUUUUAAAAUGCUGAAACAUGUUUUUGUGGGUCUUUCGUUCAUGUUCUAAGAUAGAUGAGUAUCUGAUGUUGUCCUGGGUAAUAGCUUUCACAACUUCCUUUCAAUGGCACCAAGCAAUAAUAUUCUCUGGGCUAUUGAAGUAUGUCAGUGGUUUAGGGAAUUGUUUUGCUUAAAGUUUUCACUAAGAAGCUCUAGAUUGUCAUUGUCUCCAAGUUCCAGCAUGCUACUGCAUAAAAGAGAGAGCUGAUUAAUGGACGUCGCACAUCCAUGUCUUCCAAACCACAUCCCUACUACACACUCCUUUAUGUCAGAAAGGUCACUCAUAAACUGAUUUUGUUAAUCCAAGCUAGAUAUUUUACUCUGGAGGUGAUGUAGCCCUCACUUAUGAGAGGCUAAAAUGAGUAUGGAUGAUUAUAUAAGCAUAUCUCUAAGGCCUCACAUGUCACACAUGCCUACAGGCCUGUAAGCGACCCCUUGGCCACCCGUUUUGGCUGGUCUCCGGUCACAUGGAAAAAAUCUGUACUACCUGACUGGUUGGCAAGUGGUUGCUGGAGAUUGCUAACUGGUGCUGUGUGAAACCCAAAAGGAAACUUCCUUGUGAUUGUGUUGGUUGCCUGCAGACAUUCGUUUGCAUGAAAGAAGCCAACAUGCCUGCACACGCUCGUAUAAUCCAAAUCAGAAAUGGAGCACAUUCACCUCCAAAGUAAAAUGUAUGCCUUACUGCUGAAACCAACACAUUUCAAAAAGCACAGAUUUUACUUUGAAGCCUAAUGGUGUUCAUUUCCAGUUUGUACUGCACUCUUCACAGUUUCACUUCUUCUUAGCAAGCAGUUGGUGAGUGUUUGCACUCACUAACUGGCAGGCAACCACAAUGAUCUGCUAGCAACCAAAGAAAUUGUAAGGAGGUUUUGAAUCCACCAUCAUAAACCUCUUUGCAACAAUUUUCAACCAACAGCAAUAUCCAUCUACCACUCACUAACCAGUCAGGGAUUACUCAUUUUUCCCUAGCGACCGAUGGUUUCCAAGGAGUCGCUGACUGGUCUCAAGGUUUUUGUGACUUGGGCUUUUGUAGUCAAUUUCACAUCAACUGCCGGCAGCUAAUUGGGGAACACUCACUUUUCCUCCUUAGUGACCGAUUGCCAGUUGAUUGCCAGGAAUAUUCAUGGCACCAUAAAAGCCUCCUAAAAACAAGCUCAGGAGAAAAAUAGUAACUCCAUGUAGCAGAGGAGUGUGGUUUAGAGACUGCAGGUGGAGUAUUGCCCAGUAAGUUGAUGCAGUUAAAAAUGGUAACUGAUUAGUAUCUUACUUAUUCUGCAGUAGGAUGCUGGAACUUGGCGUUUGAGACAAAGGAAUCACAGCGGACAGAAGUCUGUGUUACUCUGUCAUUGUAGUGAAGUUGAGUGGACUUUACCCACCGGGUAAGUGUCAUUGGAGCACAGAGUGUGUUUGGCAGAUUUGAAUAGAAGUUUGGUGAUGGCAUGAACUAGUCUCUGCCUCUUCUGUGUGCUGAGGGGAACUCAUGAGUCGGUGAGGCUAUAGUAUGCAGGUAUUUACUGCCACUCCAACAAUAUAAGUAUGCACACACAAAUUUAACAAAUGUUUGUGGAGCUUAACAGGCAAGGGAACAAAGCAGCCACAACACCCAUGAGAAUUUCUGCUUAUUGAGAGCUUUGGCUAUACAUGCUGUCGCAGGGAACACACUCAAAGUUGAAUUCUGAUUGUCAAAUUCAACUCAAACCUUUUGACAGUUUGGGGGCGGAAACCAAGGGAGUAAUUGAGCCUCUUAUGAGCCAUCACAAGGCACUGACACGCACAUCUCAGUGACUGACAGCUUCGGUUAACUGUGUUAAACUAAGUUACACUGUGGCAGCAGUGUGGGUGUCAUUUUAAGUUGUAAAUUAUAAACAGUUCCUUUUGAAUGUACUGACAACUAUCACUGGACAACUUUGGUUCAGAAGAAAUCUAAGAAAUGGGUGGUUGCUCUGGCAAGUUCUGAAGUCCCUACUCAGCCAUUUUGCAUGAGUCUAUUUAUAGUAUAUUUCUAGUAUAAUAUCUAAUAGUCUAAUGUUCUACUGUCUAAUAGCCAUGAUCAUAAAUAUAUCAGCAGCUGUAGCUGUUAAACCACAGCCAGUACAACCGAAAAUAUAAACACAUGUAGGCUUCAUAGUGUUCCUCUUCCCACUGCCUUAAGUUUCUGUGACAAGUGUAUUUGGGAGAAGUUAAUCUUGGUAGAGGAGAUGGCAGGACCCAGAGUGCCUUUGUCUUGGCACUGCUUGAGCUGUGAGAUUGUAGUUAUUUUCUUGUUUAGGAGAAGGAGUGUGUUUUUGAUCCUUAAUAACGUAACCCUUUCCUUACUAAAACUUCUAAGAGCUGUUGUAGUUUUUCUUUUAGUUCUUGGCAGAAAGUGUAGCUUGUUAAACCUUUGUUUUAUUUCUGAUUCAACCUCUCUGUCUCCCUUUUUUAUUUCUUCAAGCACUUUUAUUGUUGAUUCCUUGGAUCCUCUGGGAGUUUAUCAGGGAUCCAGGCCCAAGUCCUCUUAUAACAGAAAUAAUGGCUUGGUUAACAGGUUUUCAGGAUGUCUGAAGUAUUCAGUAAUCCAGUGAUUGCUGUAGUACACCCAAGCCCAAAGCACAUUGGAACUUUUAAUAGUUAAUGUUUUUUAAAUCAUACAUGUUAUACAACUUAACCACUACACUGAAUCCCUUUAACUCACACUGAUCUUGGAACCUGGACAUAAAAACCCCAAAACAUGUUUCAAAUUCAUUUAUAAAGGAAGUAAACACCUAUAAAUGGAAGGAAGCUGUACAAGCCCGGGCAUAAACAUGACUACAUCAUGGAAAUGGAAAUUAAAUGUGUUUUAUUUUGUCCUCUGACUUGUGAAGGUGUUAAAUUGAUUGCUCAUUCAGAAUAAACAAGGGAAACCAUUAGGAAGCUCUACGCUCAUUGUUGCUUAAUUAAAAUGAGCGAACAUACAGUAUAGUACGGUGUAAUCCAUGCAAAUUGCAACAAAUCGAAGGCAGAUUAUCUUAUAAAGUUAUGAAUGUAUUUAUAAAUGUGCCUUUCAUUUUGUCUUCCUCACUCUCCCUUA
This is a messenger RNA of Oreochromis niloticus (Nile tilapia), 7094 nucleotides long. RefSeq names its product whirlin a (gene whrna). Gene Ontology annotation, biological process: auditory receptor cell stereocilium organization; sensory perception of sound. The record is from RefSeq and is a predicted model, not a curated record. Bases 853 to 3564 code for a protein of 903 amino acids. Gene Ontology annotation, cellular component: photoreceptor inner segment; stereocilia ankle link complex; cilium. Gene Ontology annotation, molecular function: protein binding. The transcript has 12 exons. Lineage: Eukaryota; Metazoa; Chordata; Actinopteri; Cichliformes; Cichlidae.